AUAAUACUUGUAGAAUUAGUCCCUCAACAUAAAAAUACUCGUAGAAUUAGGAAAUGGCCUAACCGUUCUCAGAAAAGAAAAGGAAAUGGCUUAACCAGAUUAGUUGGUUGAGCCGAACCAAGUCACCAGUUCGGUCUCCUCCUGUUCCGUCUUCCCCACCCAGGCACCCGGCUCGUCUGGAAACAUGGCGCUGCCACGCCACCGCCGCUCGCCGCCGGCGCUUCCAGACCACCUCCUCGAGGAAAUCUUCUCCCGCCUCCCUCCCGACGAACCCUCAUGCCUCCUCCGCGCCUGCCUCGUCUGCAAGCACUGGCGCGACAUCAUCUCCGCCCCCAGCUUCCUCCGCCACCUCCACGCGCACCGCCGGGCACCCAAUAUGCUAGGGUUCCUCCAGCACUCGGAAGGUGAUGAGAAUCUCCCCGUCUACGUGCCCACCUCCCCCUACUCCUUCCCUGUCCCCGACCCCCGCGAUUGGCACGUCCUCGGCUACCGGCACGGCCGCGCCGUAUUCGUCUCCGAGACUACCGACCGGGAGCUCCUCGUCUGGGAGCCGUUCACAGGAAACCGGUGGAGCGUGCCGGUACCCGCGGAACUCAACAUCGGGCACUCCAACGCCACCGUGCUCUGUGCGGCGGAGGGGUGCGACCAUCUCAACUGCCACGGGGGGCCCUUCCGCAUUGUCUUGGUGUUCACCACCCCCUUCGACGAGGAAACAGAGUGGGUCACGUCGGCGUGCCAAUACUCGUCGGAGACCGGCGCCUGGGGUGAGGUGGCCUUGGCCUUGCCCUGGCGCGAUGGCUUUUCCUUGCUCUGUGAGAAUCCUGGCCUGCUCGUGGGGAAUUCUCUGCUGUACUUCCUGUACCUUGAUGGGCACACCCUCGAGUACAACUUGGCUGAGCAUGUCCUCAAUGUGAUCAACCCACCGGAACCGGACUUUGGUGCUGCUGCAUUCUCGCAGAGAGUUAUGCUGGUUCAGGCGGAGGAUGGUGGGCUGGGAAUUGCUCUAGCUGAUGACAAUGGGUUCAAUCAUCUCUACCUCUGGUCAAGGAAGGUCAGUGAAGGAGGUGAUGCAGAAUGGGUGGAGUGCCCGGUCAUGUACCUCGGCGAUUCGCUUCCAUUUGCUGCUAGGUCGUCGUCCUCAAGAAUAAUAGCAUUUCUGAUGGGCUUUGUCGAGGGGGCAAAUACCAUUUUGGUGAGCACGGAUGAUGGCUUCUUUUCAAUCGAGCUCCAGUCCAAGCGGGGGAGGAAGAUGUGCAAGGACCGAUGCAGGGCCUACCCUUUGGUUCCAGUUGUCAGCUCCUACUCCACACUCCGGGUACCUCAAGUUGAGCACGAUGGCCUGGGCUCUCCGGACUUCAAUGGUGAGUCAGAUGACGAGGAGUGGGAGUGGGAAGCACUAAGGCAGGCAGAGUCGCUGUUUUACAGAGGGUCCAGGGCCAUCAAGGAGGGGGACUUUGUUGCCGCUGUUGAUUGCCUCAGCCGCGUCCUGGCGAUCAGGGUUGCACAUUAUGGUGAACUUGCUGCGGAAUGUGCUAGCGUGUAUUACAAAUAUGGGCGUGCCUUGCUAUGGAAAGCUCAAAAGGCAACUAAUCCUCUGGCAAACCUUCCCAAGAAGGGUACAAUCAGCAAAGCUCGUACUGAAGAACGGGAAAACUCAAAUGGCGAAGAUCAGGAGGAUAAGAAGGGUGACAAUGAGAUGGCAGGCGCUGGAGAUGUUUCUGAUGUGGAUCUUGCUGGGAAAAUGUUAGAUACUGCAAGAGUAAUAAUGGAAAAGAGCACAGACAACACUGUGGAGAUAUCAAGAAUCCUUUCUGCUCUCACUGAAGUCUCCAUGGAAAAGAGAAAAAGAGGAAUUAAUUAGACAAAUCACUCAGUGAAAGUUUUAGCCAUCCUGGAGCAUUUACCUAACUGCAUUCUAUUUGCGGUAUGAAAUUGUCAAUCGUCUGUCAUAUAGCAGUACUAUUUGCAUCCUUCCGGAGGUGGAUCUCUGUGGUUUUAGGAGUACUAAAUUUUCAGUUAGAUACUUGCUGGUAUCUUGUAGAUUUGGUUGGUCUUCCUGUUGCUUAUCCCCCUUAAUUCAGUCCUAGGAGGACUCCCUGCACCUGGCUGCUUUGUCUUGGAGCUUCCUCCAUUAUGUAGACCGUGUAUCAAAACCAAAAAAGUGGCAAGGAGGCUCAGAAAUUCCACUUGAGAAGAUGAGAUAAAGAUCAUUACCGACA
Molecule: messenger RNA, 2219 nt
Organism: Triticum aestivum (bread wheat)
Lineage: Eukaryota; Viridiplantae; Streptophyta; Magnoliopsida; Poales; Poaceae
Exons: 4
Coding region: 185-1861 (558 amino acids)
Molecular function (GO): protein binding
Source: RefSeq, a predicted model, not a curated record